UCGACGCUCUCGACGCUCUCGACGCUCUCGCUCUAUGCACUCUGAUGGUCUAAUGUGCUUGAAAACCAUCGUACGUACAGUAUAUUACAAGUAAAUUAGAAGAAAAUUUUCAAGACUUUCUGUGAUAAUUAAAUUAAGUGUUUCCUCUAACGUAUUAGGAGUUUUACUGUUACGUAAGUUAAAAAGGAAAACAUUGGAAUGUCAUAUUAGUAUGUAUAAAUUUGAAGGACUAUAUAGAAGUUGUUUGUAUGCACGCGAAAUAAAGGUUAGAAGAACAUGAUAAGCAGCAAUGGUAUCUAAUCUAAUUUUAUGUGACGGUUAAGAAGGCGACUUGGGGAGGAUUUACGGUGUGAGUUGGCCGAAGCCGCUCGCGCUUAUUGGAAAAUUCAGAUGGUGGGCUCCAAGAUUAGGAUUCCCUUUGACAUUAGCAAGCUACAAUGGGGGAAGAAGACGUCAAGAAAACUUGGAAACAGAAACUGCUCUUUUAUAUUACUGCUUUCUUUGUACUACUGGGUACGUUUAGUCUAUUUUCAUUCUUAUUCCUGGUGCCUUUCGUCAUUGACCCAGCAUUCACAACAAUAUUCAUGGAAUUUGAUGAACAACCUGCCUUUUGUGUGACAGUUAAAGUUAACAGACGACUCGGAGCAUCAAACUGUAGCUGGACUUCUUGUCGUGAAGGUUGUACAAAAGACAUCUACGACUGCACUCAAAUUUUAGUCGAUUAUAAGCGAUAUAUUAAUCCAAACUUAACUGCAAUGCUUUCAACAAUGUCAACAGAAGUGAGUGUACGUGAAAAAAGAGGUCUCCUUGAAGAUUACGAUUACGAAGAAGAAAGAACUACUGGACUCAUGGGGAACGAUUCUGAAUGGUAUUAUCGAGAAGCACGACUUUUACCUAACGUUAAAGGUUGUGGUUAUCCACCGAUGCUUAAUUGUUCCGUUUUCCUUAAAACGUACAAAGGUAUUGGAACAAAUUUCUCUUGUUAUUACAGCCGAAUCGAUCCAAGCAUGGUAAUUAGUCAUCUGGACAUGUGGCAAGUCUACAUGAAUUUAGUAUAUGCUAUGGCAAUUCCGAUACCUUGUUUUAUCCUAUCAGUUAUUUAUCUAGCCUUCGCUUAUUUUAAAAUAUAUAAUGAAGAUGAGGAAAAAGAACCUCUUGAGAAAAACGCAGAAGCAAUGGAUGUUCAAGGUGAAAGUGCUCCGGAAGGUACACCGAUACCUUCUGCUAGUGGAGGAAUUACACCUGCCAGUGAAGCUUUUCGAGAGGAUUUAGCUAGCUUUGGUCAUCAUUUUAAAGUAGCUAUGGUCGAUGAAAUAAGCAGAGACAGUCUUGUAGACGGAAUGUUGAACUCAAAUUCAGUAGGAGGAAAUUUAGGAAAAACAAUGACUACAAGUAUUACGACCAUAGGAGGUCCAGUAGCUGAUAUGUAAAAAUUCAACACGAACGAUUGAGAACUUAGGAUAUCACCGACUCUCACUACUGGAUUUUUUUUACUCUUCACCAUUGAUACAUUCGACUCAACAUCACGUUGAUGGCAGCAACUUUAUGGAUACUCGGCACUUUAGUACCUACAUCAAUGUAAAUAAUUAUGAGUAAUUGUUAAACAAAGUCCACAUAUUUUAGAAAUUUUGUAAACACAACUAAUAAGAAAAAAAGAAGAAAAUAUGUUUCUAUCUAUUCUAAUAUAUUUUUGUAUUGGAGUUAAAUAAUUUCUGGAUAAAGAAAUAGUUGCGUCGCGUCAUCUUGUCAAAUAUAAAAUGUGUGGAUUAUUGAAAUAAAAUUGACAUUUUCGGAGUCACUUCGAAAAUACUUUCUGUGCUUUAAAAUGUAUAUAAAUCUUUGCGACGACUGAAAAAAAUAUUGUGGAUAGGCACAACAUUUUUAAUUGUUAAAAUGCUUGAUCUGUUACAUCACUUUAUUGGUUAGAUUUAGAAAUAUCUAACUGUAAUAGGU
Messenger RNA from Aethina tumida (small hive beetle), 1953 nucleotides. It is a transcript of the gene tipE, whose product is annotated as protein tipE. The transcript has 3 exons. Bases 438 to 1430 code for a protein of 330 amino acids. The record is from RefSeq and is a predicted model, not a curated record. Gene Ontology annotation, molecular function: sodium channel regulator activity. Gene Ontology annotation, biological process: regulation of sodium ion transport. Lineage: Eukaryota; Metazoa; Arthropoda; Insecta; Coleoptera; Nitidulidae.